CACCCACCAGUACCACUAACAGAUAUAUCCGCCGUUUAAUUUAAUUUGCCCCCGAUACAAAAAAUAUAAAACACACACGACGCAGGCUACAGAACCCUAACCAACCAGAGUGCUAUCCCUGCAAACAGAUAUGAAAUUCAGGGUUUCGUAUAGGCUCCCAAUUUUUCUUUACCGCACACGCCAUGGAUACCUCCACAACCAGCGUCGCUGCUUCACUUCGUUCUUCAAAAAGCUCCAAACAACCACUCGAGCCCGAACUUCAUUCAAUGGCGGAACUGGCCCUUCUCGAGGUGAUUCUUUUUUGGUGCCUGGUGCAACCGCCGCUACCUUACUUAUGCUUGGGGUUCUCCAUGCCCGUAGGCUUUAUGAUGACAAGAAGGUUGAAGAGGCACGAGAAAAAGGAAUUGAAUUUGAGUUCCAACCUGAUGUAAAAGCGUCAUUUUUGAGAUUGCUACCACUGCGCUCUAUCUCUAGAUGUUGGGGUUUCUUGACAGGCGUGGAACUUCCUGUCUGGCUGCGUCCUUAUGCAUAUAGAGCAUGGGCUCGGGCAUUCCAUUCAAAUUUAGAAGAAGCAGCCCUGCCUCUGGAUGAAUAUGCUUCUUUACGGCACUUCUUUGUUCGCUCAUUGAAAGAAGGUUCCAGGCCUAUUGACCGUGACCCACGAUGUCUGGUUAGUCCCGUGGACGGUACCAUUUUAAGAUUUGGAGAGUUGAAAGGAGCAGGGGCUAUGAUUGAGCAAGUCAAAGGGUUUUCCUAUUCUGUUUCUUCUCUUCUUGGUGCAAGCUCUUGUCUUCCCAUGAUAGCCCAAGGGGAUAUGCAAGAAGAAGUUAGUGAACAGGAAAGUACUGUGAAAGAGAAGAGUAAGAAGUCAUGGUGGAGCAUUUCAUUGGCUUCUCCUAAAGUUUGGGAUCCUGUAUCGGCACGUCCAAUGAAAGGCCUCUUUUACUGUGUAAUUUACUUGAAGCCUGGAGACUAUCAUCGCAUACACUCUCCAGCUGAUUGGAGCAUCCUUGUCCGCCGGCAUUUUUCAGGUCGCUUAUUUCCUGUGAAUGAACGUGCUGCAAGAACAAUCAAAAACCUUUAUGUUGAGAAUGAAAGGGUUGUACUUGAAGGUCUAUGGCAAGAAGGGUUUAUGGCGAUGGCUGCAGUUGGCGCUACAAAUAUUGGGUCAAUUGAGCUUUCCAUUGAACCGGAACUUAAGACAAAUCGGCCAAGAAAGAAGUUACUGCCCUCAGAACCUCCAGAAGAGCGCCUUUAUGAACCUGAAGGUGUUGGUAUGAUGCUGAAGAAAGGGGAUGAGGUAGCCGCUUUCAACAUGGGAUCAACAGUGGUACUUGUCUUCCAAGCCCCCAUAUCAAAAUCAGUUGAACUUGGGAAUUCCUCUUCAGAGUUCAAGUUUAGCAUCAAACGUGGAGAUAGAAUCCGAGUUGGGGAAGCACUGGGGAGGUGGCAUGAUUUGUAGCAACAAUUAUGGUGCACUACAUUUAUGAGCCCUGUACGGGAAGCUAAUAGAAAUAGAAUUAUAUAUUUAUGAUUUUUGUUAUAAAAAUUAUAUCUUUACGAUCAAGCAGAGAUCUAACUUGUCUAUUGUGUGU
Quercus lobata is the source of this 1595-nucleotide messenger RNA. RefSeq names its product phosphatidylserine decarboxylase 1 (gene PSD1). The transcript is spliced from 12 exons. The coding region runs from base 131 to 1462 and encodes 443 amino acids. Gene Ontology annotation, molecular function: phosphatidylserine decarboxylase activity. The record is from RefSeq and is a predicted model, not a curated record. Gene Ontology annotation, cellular component: mitochondrion. Gene Ontology annotation, biological process: phosphatidylethanolamine biosynthetic process. NCBI's taxonomy places the organism in Eukaryota, Viridiplantae, Streptophyta, Magnoliopsida, Fagales, Fagaceae.